AAUCGCGCACGCGCAAUGCAGAGCGGAAACGCUGCCUUUGCACCGCAGCAUGGUGGAGUCAUGGCGUUGAGGAGCUUAUUGAGUCCUUUAAAAGGGGCAAAUCUCUGUGUUUUACAUUCGCAAAGCGGUCUUGGUGCUUGCAUUCUUCUGAACAGUCCUGUCCAGGUUCGGGGAUAUGCUAAGAAAGUCGCUGUUAAGGGGAAGGGGAAGGGCAUGGUGAAGGAUGUGCUGAAGGGUCCAGAAGUGUGCAAAGAUCCAGUGAAGCUCACAACACAUGCCGUAGGAGUGAACGUCUACAAACAGGGGGAAGAUCCACCACUUAAGCCGAAAGAGGAAUAUCCAGAAUGGCUGUUUCACUUGGACCUUGGUCCCAUCAAGAACCUCAGUGAGAUGGAUCCAGAGAGUCACGAAUACUGGAAGCGGUUACGGAAGGAGCACAUGUGGCGUUUCAAUAGACUGCACAAGGGCAAAAAGUUUUGAGAGACUAUUUUACAAGCCCUGACCAGACCAGGAUUUGAGGACUGCUAUAGAGCCUCAUGGAGGAAAGGAACCUGCUUAUUUGGGGCAUUUUUGACUUGCGGACAUUGACAUCUUGGCAUCUUUGUCCAUGUUUCAGCUCCAUGUUUAACACACUGUCAAGACCACUCACACUUGUAAUAAACUGUUUUUGGGUUU
Messenger RNA from Colossoma macropomum (tambaqui), 675 nucleotides. It is a transcript of the gene mrpl54, whose product is annotated as mitochondrial ribosomal protein L54. Gene Ontology annotation, molecular function: structural constituent of ribosome. Bases 16 to 480 code for a protein of 154 amino acids. The transcript is spliced from 3 exons. Lineage: Eukaryota; Metazoa; Chordata; Actinopteri; Characiformes; Serrasalmidae. The record is from RefSeq and is a predicted model, not a curated record. Gene Ontology annotation, cellular component: mitochondrial large ribosomal subunit.